AUGAGUGUUGUUCAGCAAUCAGAGACACCCUUAUCCUACUCCGAUCUUGCUACUCGUGCUAGCAAUUUCUCCUUCAAUGCGAACCUACCAUUGAAAAACUGGCUAAGAACAUCACAGGCCAUCUUAAAACAAGCUCAUGUAUAUGUACUAGAAAAGGACUAUUCCAAUGGAGCAUUUCUUUUGAUACGUUAUAGUGAGUUAUUUUUAAAAUGCCAGCAGCAUCCAGAAUCCCAAGGAUACCGAAAACAGUUGUUUGAAUACUUUCAGAUUGUUAAGAACGAGGUAUUACAAGAGAUUCAGCUUUUAAAGCCUUUGGUAGAAAAGCAAUAUGAAGAAUAUCAAAUGAGGCAAGCUUCAGUUCCACCGAAACAGGUAAAAUCGUUACCUCAACCAAAGCGGCAAGUAUCUCCUGUUUCUGAGCCGCAAUUAGAACAAUGGGCACUUUCUGAACUACAGAUUCUUCCACGAGAUGCAUCCAAUGAAUUACUAUCCAGUGUUUCAUCAUCUUCCUCUAGACCAAUCUUUGAUUAUUCUUCUCUUCAAUCAUCUUUGGAUUCUUCUUAUUCCACUCCAGUGCCCGAAUCUCAGUCUUUGGUUAAUUCCUCCAAACCAUCAAAUCAUGCUUCUCUUCCUCAAUCCCUAAGUCCCGAAGUGUCUUUGGAUAAUCAAACGGGUCACAUUAUUCCAUAUUCAGAACCCAAAAAGCCUCAAGGAUCUUUCAAAAUUCGUGCUUAUACAGAAGGAGGGAAGCCAUUGCGAACAGUUUAUCUUCCAAAGUCUCUGAAAUCAAAGUUCCUUCGAGUUGCCGAACUAAAUACCAAGAAAAGAUUGGAAACGUGUGGCAUUCUUUGUGGAAAGUUGAGGCAAAAUGCGUUUUUUAUCACGCAGCUUGUCAUUCCUGCUCAGGAAGCUACAACAGAUACAUGUGGUACGACAGAUGAAACAGCGUUAUUUGAUUACCAGGAUAAACAUGACCUUUUGACGUUAGGUUGGAUCCAUACACAUCCUACGCAGACAUGCUUCAUGAGUAGCGUUGAUUUACAUACCCAUUGCUCUUACCAGUUGAUGCUCCCUGAAGCAAUCGCCAUUGUUAUGUCUCCUUCAAAAACACCAGAAUCCGGUAUGUUCCGUUUGCUUGAUCCAAAAGGACUUGAAAAAAUCAUACACUGUCGAACACCUGGCUUAUUUCACAUGCACGAAGGACAAGUUUAUACAAAAAUAAGCCAAAAUGGACAUAUCAGAGAGAUUGAUGCCAGUGUAGAAAUGGUGGACCUUCGUUAA
Molecule: messenger RNA, 1281 nt
Organism: Schizosaccharomyces osmophilus
Lineage: Eukaryota; Fungi; Ascomycota; Schizosaccharomycetes; Schizosaccharomycetales; Schizosaccharomycetaceae
Gene: sst2
Product: AMSH/STAMBP protein-like protein, ubiquitin specific-protease
Exons: 4
Coding region: 1-1281 (426 amino acids)
Biological process (GO): protein K63-linked deubiquitination
Cellular component (GO): membrane; endosome
Molecular function (GO): K63-linked deubiquitinase activity; protein binding; metal-dependent deubiquitinase activity
Source: RefSeq, a predicted model, not a curated record